This is a messenger RNA of Sesamum indicum (sesame), 4686 nucleotides long. NCBI's taxonomy places the organism in Eukaryota, Viridiplantae, Streptophyta, Magnoliopsida, Lamiales, Pedaliaceae. The record is from RefSeq and is a predicted model, not a curated record.
UGUUGAUUAUGUAUCUAUUGCCUGGAAAGUGUGGGCGUGGACUACCAAAGUCCUCUCGGAACAUUCUUCCUAGAAAGUGUGGGCGUGGACUACCAAAGUCCUCUCAGAACAUUUUUCCUACUUCCCAAAUUCCAAUGACUCACAAUUGAGCACCAAAAAAGAAUGAAUCUGCAUAUAGUUUCAAUUGCUUUGCUACUUCUCUGCUUCCUCAACACAUACAUAUGGGCUAGUGAUAUUCCAACUUACUUCACAGGCGACGUCUCUAUUAACAGCGGCUCAGUUGGUACUUCUUCAGCACUCAAUGGCAGGGAAUGGGUGGGAGACGUUAAACCAAAACUUCCUUCCUUGCUACAGCUGAAGGGCUCAUCAACCACAUCAACUGCAAUUCAUAAGUUGAUCUCUGCUGAUCCAGUUCCCCACAACACUGCAAGAAUCUCUCUCUCCCAAUUCUCCUAUGCAUUUCUACUGAACCCAGGUCAGAAAAUCAUCCGCCUUCACUUUAAUCCGUCUCCAUAUAGAGGUUUUAAGGGGUUGAGGGACUUCUUUACUGUGGAAGCUGGACCUUUUACUUUGCUCAGUAAUUUCAGCGCUUCACUUACUGCUGAUGCUCUUGCUCUCAAGUCUUUUGCCAAGGAAUUCUGUCUAAACAUACGAGAAAAUGAGCAACUCAUCCUUACAUUUUCUCCUGUAACUAGUCCCUCGAGGGAUAGUACAUAUGCUUUUAUAAAUGGCAUUGAGAUUAUCCCAGUGCCGGCCGGUCUUUCCUACUUUGAUGGUGGAGAUAUUGGAGUCCAAGUGGUUGGUCAGAAGUCUCUGAUCCAUGUUGAUCACAACACUGCACUUGAGAUUGUCCAUCGGCUAAGCAUUAAACCGAAUCCAGUCCUGUCUGCUGGAGAUUUUGAUGGUGUGUUCCCGACUUGGGCAAUGAAAAAAGCAAAUAAAAGCAGAAAUGAGACCUGGAGGGUGUCGGUAGAUGUAGGAUUCCGAUACUUGAUAAGGCUUCAUUUCUCGGAGCUAGGAAUCAAGAUUACAGGAACUGAUGAUGUGGUGUUUAAGGUUCUCAUUAAUGAAAUUAUUGCUCAGACUAAUAUUGACAUAGCGAAGGAAAGCAAUGAAAAUAGCAUCCCCCGGUAUAGGGACUACAUAGUGAUGAUGAGAGGCCAAAAGAGGGAGGAUAAACGCGAUAUCUUGAUUUCACUGCAGUGGGAUAAUGAACUCAUAGAUGGAAGGGGACUGCUUGAUGCAUUUGAAGUAUUUAAGUUGAGCAACCCUGAUAAUAGUCUUGCCAGUCCAAAUCCCUUGCCUCCAGAACAGGAUCCGCCAUCCUGGAUUAUCCAAACUUUACUCUUGGUUCUUGGUCGUAGAAAUGCUAUGGCAACUUUUGCAGUAGCUAUGAUUGCACUGGUGAAUAUUAUUGUCCAUAAGUUGCCGCAGAUUUGGGAAGCUUGCAGUACUGAGGAGAAAAACAAGCCAUCGGUCAGGGCUGAACGACUCUGUCGCCGUUUUUCACUAGCUGAGAUCCAAUUAGCCACCAGAAACUUCAAUGACGCACUCUUAAUUGGACGCGGAGGAUUUGGUCGAGUCUACAAAGGCCUGAUUGAUAAAGGGCACAAUACUGUGGCUGUAAAGAGGUUAAAGUUGGAGUCGAGGCAAGGGGCGCAUGAGUUUUUGACAGAGAUUGAAACACUUUCUGAACUGAGACAUGUUAAUUUAGUUUCUCUAAUUGGUUAUUGCAAUGAGCGUGGAGAAAUGAUUCUUGUUUAUGACUAUAUGGCUGGAGGGACACUGUCUGACCACCUCUACAGACUUCAAAGGAAGAGCAAUGACUGUCCUUCUCUGACCUGGAAGCAACGCCUUAAUAUUUGCAUCGGAGCUGGUCGGGGCCUAGACUAUCUCCACACGGGCCAAGGAAUCAUACAUCGUGAUGUAAAGCCUUCAAACAUCUUGCUAGAUGAAAAUUUCGUAGCUAAGGUUUCAGAUUUCGGCCUAGCAAAACAGGAAGACAGGAGCACGUCAGAAAGCCACAUUAUCACAAAAGUUAAAGGCACAAAGGGGUACUUGGACGCACAUUAUAUGAGCACUGGUAAGCUAACAAGGAAAAGUGACACAUAUGCGUUUGGGGUGGUGCUUUUCGAAGUAUUAUGUGGGAGACCAGCAGUGGAUUUAAUGGUUCCUGAGGAUGAGUAUAUUUUGACCAAGUGGGCUCGAGAAAACAUCAGUAAUGGAAAAGUUGAUGAGAUUGUAGAUUCAAGUCUGAGGGGUGAAAUCUCAGAAAGUAGCCUUAGGGCAUUUGUGGAGGUUGCUGAAAGGUGCUUGCUUGAUGAACCGAAGAAACGACCAACAAUGGCUCAAGUUGUGCUGCAACUUGAGUUUUCACUUGAGCAACAGGAAAGCAAACAACCUCUUAAGUUUAAUGAGACAUCAAGUUUUUCUGUUGACAUCGGUCCACGUGAUGACAAAAUUGACCAAUUUGUUAAAACAGGGCAGCUAACAAUGACCUCUACAGAUGUGCAGAAUCUCACACCUCCUCGAAAAGAACAAGCUAACAGCAAAGUGGUUAUUGCUGAGCUUUCAUCUGGAAGAAUAGCCACAACGUAUAAGCCACCACGACUUUGGCCAUGGGAUGCAUUUUGGAACAGAUUCAAACCAUCCAAGAAAAAGGAAUUUUUAUUAUCAGAAUUCUGCAAAGAAAACAUCAAAUUGCCCAAGUUUGAUUGGAGUAAAGUUGCAGCUGCCACCAAUCAAUUCUCCUCUUCACAAUUAGUUGGACAAGGCAGAUAUGGUCCUGUUUAUAAGGCUAUUUGCCCUUCGGGACAUGCAGUUGCAGUUAAAAGGCCUUCAUCAUCUUCAAUCCUCAUCCGCAAGGAGUUCAACACCGAGAUAUUUUUCCUUCACAAUAUCAUGCAUCGAAACAUCGUAAAACUACUUGGCUACUGCAUUUAUAGAGAAGAAAAAUUGCUGGUAUAUGAAUUCAUGGAAAACAAAAGUCUAGAUACCUUUAUAGAUGGAGAUCAACGUCCCCUCCUUCAAUGGCCAGUACGCUUCAACAUCAUAAUUGGGAUUGCUCGAGGACUUUCUUAUCUUCAUCAAGAUUCAGGAAUGAGAAUAGUUCACAGAGAUAUCAAAACCAGCAGCAUUUUAUUGGACACCGAGAUGAAUCCUAAAAUAUCUGACUUUGCCUUUGCCAGGACUUUACCAGAUAAUCAAUCUGAACUGAAAACCACACAAGUUAUUGGGACACAUGGCUAUAUGUCUCCAGAGUCUGCCAGAUAUGGCAAAUUUUCCUUUAAAUCAGAUGUGUAUAGCUUUGGAAUCACUGUGCUGGAAGUGGUUAGUGGCAGGAGGCAUAACCAACAUACACCUAAUCAGGAACCCUUUGUCCUUCUUGACUACGCAUGGAAGCUCUGGAAUGAAGGGAAGGCACUGGACAUGGUAGACGAAUCACUUGCAGGUGCAUUUGCAGUGGAAGAAGCUCUAAGAUGUAUUCAAGUUGGUCUCUUAUGCACCCAAGACGAACCAAAUCACAGGCCAGAUACGUAUUCUGUGAUUAAAAUGUUGGAAGGCAAAGAGCUAGUAGUGGAGCCACAAAAGCCACCACCUCCAGCCAAUCUUCUACAUGGUGAUGCAACAUUCAUGACGCAGUUGCAAGAAACUUGUGAAGAAGUCUUUGAACCGAACAUAAAAUUGGUAAAGUUUGAUUGGAAUACGAUUGUAACGGCCACCAGUGGGUUCUCCUCUUCAAAUAAAGUUGGAGUAGGCUCAUUUGGUCCUGUUUAUAAGUUGCAGUUAAAAGGUAUAAUCCAGCUUCAACGCAAGGCUUUGAGGAGUUUAAAAAUGAGAUACUUUGGCUACCCAAGCUUCGGCACCGAAACAUCAUUAAUCUACUUGGCUAUUGCAUUCAUAGGGACCAAGAAUAUUUGCUAGUAUAUGAAUUCAUGGAAUACACAAGUGUAUCUAAAUAUCUAGGUGACGCACAACAAGGUCGCCUCCUUCAAUGGCCAGUACGCUUCAACAUCAUAAUUGGGAUUGCUCGAGGGCUUCUUUACCUUCACCAAGAUUCAGGAUUGAGAAUAAUUCAGAGAAGUAUCAAAACCGGCAACAUUUUAUUGGAUGCGCAGAUGAGUCCGAAAAUUUCAGACUUUGACUAUGCUUUGACUUUGGGAGAACAUCAAACUCAAACCGAAGCCUCACGAAUUUGUGGGACUAUCGCUUAUUUGCCUCCUGAAUAUGCUCUGCAUGGGAUACUUUCUUUUAAAUCAGAUGUGUAUAGUUUUGGAGUGACAGUUCUGCAGAUUGUCAGCGGCAGAGCUUCUGCUUUUGGUGCACCUAACGAUGAGGAACGCAUGUACGUUGUUCUUGAAUAUGCAUGGGAGCUCUGGAAUCAAGGGAAAGCAGUAGAGCUGGUGGAUGGAUUACUUGGAGGUGCAUUUCCAGUGGAAGAAGCCAUCAGAUGCAUUCGGCUUGCUCUCUUAUGCACCGAAGAAGAUCCAAAUCGCAGACCAGAAAUGUAUUCUGUGCUUAAAAUGUUGCAAGGAGAAGAGCUAAUACCUGACCCACAAAACACAUGGUCUCUAAGUGUCCAUUUUGAUGAUGAAACAUCCUAAGUGAUCAGAUAUAUUUGAAUUAGUUGAAAUUUUUUAUGUUAAUAGUGUUUUUUAUAUAAUGAAAUGAGAAUUUUUUUUAUUA